Coregonus sp. 'balchen' is the source of this 34408-nucleotide messenger RNA. The record is from the annotation of a GenBank genome assembly. NCBI's taxonomy places the organism in Eukaryota, Metazoa, Chordata, Actinopteri, Salmoniformes, Salmonidae.
AUGGAGAACCAUGGGACUGACUGGGUCACCUUGAUAGCUGGCAGUAGGGUAGUAAAAUCCAUACGCCAGCCGAGUUACACCCUCUUAGUUGGCAUGGAGACCAGACCACCUCAGACUUGCUGACAUUUCCAUAUCCCUCCACACCUGAACACUGUAAUCAGGUGUAACCUUGACAUUUUCAGUCAGGAAUGUGUGUACACACACACACACACACACUCUUUAUCUUUUCCAAAUAGCACCCCAACACAAGGAGAACUUGAGAGGAUGUAUGACAUUGAAAGUUGAAACUGUUGACCCAAUAUUUCAACCUCUACUGGAAAGGGACUUCUAGAGGAACCUGUGAAUAUCUCAUGGUCUCUAAGCUCAUGUGUGAUCACUCACCCACGACUAAACUGAAGGGUCAUGGUCUCUCUCUCUCUCUCUCUCUCUCUCUCUCUCUCUCUCUCUCUCUCUCUCUCUCUCUCUCUCUCUCUCUCUCUCUCUCUCUCUCUCUCUCUCUCUCUCUCUCUCUCUCUCUCUCUCUCUCACUGCCAGUCUCUAGCUAGCUACUGUAGUUAAUGUGUUUGGCAGGGUGGCAGAGGAUGCCACAGCAGGGUUAAAUGAGCCACACGGCCACAUUGGCUUUAAUUUGCACCCUCUCCAUGAGAUGACCCUGGUGUUGUUUAUGUAGGCACGACCGACAGUGAUUCACCACACGCGCACGCACCGAUGCACAAACACACACUUACACCCUCUCGUCCCUCGUGUCUUUUAAAGGACAGGUCACGGUGUUCUCAGAAAGGACAAUGUUAUUAGUUUUCUCUCGACCAGAGCUAGUGCCCUCAGGUGUGUGUGUGUGUGUGUGUGUGACGGUGUGUCUAUGCCUAUCCCUGAGUGUGUAUGUGACUUGAUAUUACCGUGACCUUUCACUGUGACCUUUCACCGUGACCUUUCACCCAACGCUUGUCACACUGUAACUGCUCCAGUCAGAUAAAACAAUAAAAUGCUGUAUUUUUCCUCUCUCUCUCUCUCUCUCUCUCUCCUCUAUCCCUGCUGGUAUUCGAUCAUUAACGGAUGGUUUAACCUUUGGCCCUCUACCACAUCACUCAGCUGACAGUUGACAUCACUCCUCUGUGUGUGUGUGACACGACUCCUCUGUGUUCUGUCCAAUGCUUGGUGUUAUAGGACUAUAGCCCACAUCACUACAGUAGCCUUCUCUCUAUUAGUGUUCUUCACUACAUUUGCCCUGGGGGUAGAUUUGAGAAAAAUCCACUAAGAUCACUGGGAAUUCAGCCCAGACAACAGUUUUCAGUCCCUUAUUUAAUCAAAGACACAACACUAACAAACACACACACACACACACACACACACACACACACACCUUGAACUUCAUUUUACAUUCGCCCAUCCCCUCACUUUCCCAGAACAUUGCCUUGGGGUCAGUCAGGCUAGAGAGAUGUUCAACUCCACACAUUUUGAAGAUAAAUAUUUCACAUACUGGCAAUGCUGCUCCAACAGCAUGUCAAUGUGACAGAAACUAACAUAGUACUGGAUGUUCCAGCGUCCUAAACUAACAUAGUACUGGAUGUUCCAGCGUCCUAAACUAACAUAGUACUGGAUGUUCCAGUUUCCUAAACUAACAUAGUACUGGAUGUUCCAGCGUCCUAAACUAACAUAGUACUGGAUGUUCCAGCGUCCUAAACUAACAUAGUACUGGAUGUUCCAGCGUCCUAAACUAACAUAGUACUGGAUGUUCCAGCAUCCUAAACUAACAUAGUACUGGAUGUUCCAGCGUCCUAUCGGCACGUCCCAAAUACCCUAUGGGCCCUGGUCAAACGUAGUGAAUGGGGUGCCAUUUGGGAUGCAGACCAUGUUUCUGCUGCUGCAGUGAAACUGGCUUUGCUCAUCUUGUUGGAGCAGCUUUGAAGCACUGACGCUUCGCCAUGCUGACUGGAACCACUGGGUGUGUGUGUGUGUGUGUGUGUGUGUGUUAAUCUCUGAGAUGUAACAUGUGACUGAGGAGGCGUUUGUUGAAAACCAUGUUGUGUACUAUUGAAUUGCAAUUCAUUUAAACAUAUAUAAAUAAGCAUGGAUUAAUGUCUUAGUGACAAUCAAUGAAAGCAAUAUAACAGUAGAAAUAUUAACCUUAUGGGCAGUAAUGUUUACGUUUUACAUUUUAGUCAUUUAGCAGACGCUCUUAUCCAGAGCGACUUACAGGUAGUGAGUGCAUAUUUUUUAUUAAUUUUUUUACUCCUUCCAGAGUGCUGGGCAGUGAUGUUUACUCCAUCCAGAGUGCUGGGCAGUAAUGUUUACUCCAUCCAGAGUGCUGGGCAGUAAUGUUUACUCCAUCCAUAGUGCUGGGCAGUGAUGUUUACCCCAUCCAGAGUGCUGGGCAGUAAUGUUUACUCCAUCCAGAGUGCUGGGCAGUGAUGUUUACCCCAUCCAGAGUGCUGGGCAGUAAUGUUUACCCCAUCCAGAGUGCUGGGCAGUAAUGUUUACUCCAUCCAGAGUGCUGGGCCAUAAUGUUUACCCCAUCCAGAGUGCUGGGCAGUGAUGUUUACCCCAUCCAGAGUGCUGGGCAGUAAUGUUUACCCCCAUCCAGAGUGCUGGGCAGUAAUGUUUACUCCAUCCAGAGUGCUGGGCCAUAAUGUUUACCCCAUCCAGAGUGCUGGGCAGUGAUGUUUACUCCAUCCAGAGUGCUGGGCAGUAAUGUUUACCCCAUCCAGAGUGCUGGGCAGUGAUGUUUACUCCAUCCAGAGUGCUGGGCAGUAAUGUUUACUCCAUCCAGAGUGCUGGGCAGUAAUGUUUACUCCAUCCAGAGUGCUGGGCAGUGAUGUUUACUCCAUCCAGAGUGCUGGGCAGUAAUGUUUACUCCAUCCAGAGUGCUGGGCAGUAAUGUUUACUCCAUCCAGAGUGCUGGGCAGUAAUGUUUACUCCAUCCAGAGUGCUGGGCAGUAAUGUUUACCCCAUCCAGAGUGCUGGGCAGUAAUGUUUACUCCAUCCAGAGUGCUGGGCAGUGAUGUUUACCCCAUCCAGAGUGCUGGGCAGUGAUGUUUACCCCAUCCAGGGUGCUGGGCAGUAAUGUUUACUCCAUCCAGAGUGCUGGGCAGUGAUGUUUACUCCAUCCAGAGUGCUGGGCAGUAAUGUUUACUCCAUCCAGAGUGCUGGGCAGUAAUGUUUACUCCAUCCAGGGUGCUCUGACCACAUCGCAUUAGUCUGCUCCACUACUUUAUAUUCUGUUCAUGCACACACACUCCACACACGUAGUCACACACACACACACACACUCCACACAUAUACUCAUGCACGUAGAGACACACACAGUGACAUGGGGUCUUUUACCUCUGUUCCUGUGUGAAGCCUCUGGGUAUCUCCUUCCCUCUUAACCCUCUCUUGAUUAAGCUGGAACAUCAUAUUUUUUCCAUUCCCUUUGAUGUAAAUGGGAACAUUUCCUACUGAACAACGGAGAGUAUUAUGAGGGACAAGAUGAGGACAUUUGGUAUCAUUUAAGAAUCAAUUUCCAUUUUUCAUUAGGCUCGAUGGAUCUAUUUAAUUAGCUCGAACAAUUAAAGACGAGGCCAAAUUAAAUACAUGGUUACAGCAGAUGAGCCAAAGGAGCCAACCGCAAAAAUAAGGCUUAAGCCUCUCCCUAAAAAGCUUUGUGUGACUGUGUACAAUCAGCACUUCCUUUUGCCAAUUCACGUGUCAAAUAUUGACUUGCUGAAUGGGAGAGAGGGAGAGCGUGAGUGUGUGUGUCUAUAGAUUUAGUCCUGCUAAACUAACGACUUGUGUUGCUGAUUUGAGUAUGAAUUAAAUUCAGAAAAUGUGUCAUGUGGAGACAUGUGAAUAAUUUGCCUAGUCUCUAACCCGUGCGUGUGUCACGGUGAGGGGAAACUCCUUCCUGCAUUAGCUAGGUCCCUUAUUAGCAUAUUUGAGGGCCACUCUGAUGGUGAUUAGCGGUUGCCAAUGCGUGCACUUUUAUUUGUGUGGGACUGGAGCUAAUCAGGUGAGGCUGGCUCUCUGGGCCAAUUGGGAUUUUUGAGUGCGUGUGUGUAUUAAGACUCUAGGGCAUGCAGUGAGAGGUGGGUGGAGGAGCAGUUAAUGAACGCUUCAGUGGGUCUUCUACACAAGCUUUGAUUACGUCAAUGAAUUAACAAACCAUUUAACUAGAUACAAACUUUGGUGCCGGUUGAUUGCAGCCUGUGUAAGCGUGUACGGAGUGUUUGUCCAUGUUUGCGUGUCUACAUGAGGGAAUUUGGUUGUCAGUUCCGGUGUGCAUGUGCACGGGAUGUGUGUGUGUGUGUGUGUGUGUCACUCGUCACGUGUGACACUUGGUGUGUGUGUGUGUGUGUGUGUGUGUGUGUGUAUCCUACUACUUUAGAAACCUUCUGGUUCCAGCUGCAUCUUCUCACUGUGGCAUAGGAGGCUAGACCUGUGAUGGUAAUUGCAUAUCUCACACACACCGUAGUGAUCCUGUAAUCUGACGGCUGUUUAUUAAGCGUGUAUAAAUCAAUUGGAUUCUCCAAUGCAUUUCACAACUUCCUCUCUCUUUUAAACAUUUCUCUCACAGCAGAUAUAUCCUGUAUUUAUACACUCUCUCUCUCUCUCUCUCUCUCUCUCUCUCCCCCUCUGUCCUUCCUGCAGAUAUAGCCUGUAUUUUCUCUCUCUCUCUCUCUCUCUCUCUCUCCCUCUCUCCCUCUGUCCUUCCUGCAGAUAUAGCCUGUAUUUUCUCUCUCUCUCUCUCUCUCUCUCUCUCUCUCUCUCUCUCUCUCUCUCUGUCCUGUCCUGUCCCACUUCUGUUUGAAGUCAUGUUAAGGUGACCCAGCGCCAGCCAGCCAGUUGGUACAGACAGGCAUUAGUAGGCAUCCCUCAUGCCAUGCCAUAAUGUCUGUCAACAGCAUAAAGCACACCACUACCAAGAGACUAGAGAUCCCCCUCCCUUCUUCAGUGUCUGUCUGACAGCUCUGUCAGGAAAAGGUUAGACUGAUAAAGUAGAGGAGAGGAACUGUGUGUGUGUGUGGGGGGGGGGGGGGGGGUGAGAGUUCCAGGAUGUAGAGGUUGUCUGGGGAACAUGUUGCAUGGGCACCUGGUUGUAAUUGGAGGGUGGUUUUAUGCCCUGGUGCAGGGUGAUUUGGUUACCAUAUAGACCACAUUCUCUCUUCUCUCUUCUCUCUCUCUCUCUCUCUUCUCUCUCUCGCUGUCUCUCUCUCUGCACCUGGGCAGUACAUAGAUGACAAGUGCGCACACACACACAAUUAUUCCCUGGCUUGCACCAUUUCUUCCCCCUCCUUCACUCAGCCCUUAUUUCAUUCUCCGUAUCCUUGCUUGUGUAUAUAUAUGUGUGUGUGUAUAUACAGUGGGGAGAACAAGUAUUUGAUACACUGCCGAUUUCGCAGGUUUCCUACUUACAAAGCAUGUAGAGGUCUGUAAUUUUUAUCAUAGGUACACUUCAACUGUGAGAGACGGAAUCUAAAACAAAAAUCCAGAAAAUCACAUUGUAUGAUUUUUAAGUAAUUAAUUUGCAUGUUAUUGCAUGACAUAGUUAUUUGAUACAUCAGAAAAGCAGAACUUAAUAUUUGGUACAGAAACCUUUGUUUGCAAUUACAGAGAUCAUACGUUUCCUGUAGGUCUUGACCAGGUUUGCACACACUGCAGCAGGGAUUUUGGCCCACUCCUCCAUACAGACCUUCUCCAGAUCCUUCAGGUUUCGUGGCUGUCUCUGGGCAAUACGGACUUUCAGCUCCCUCCAAAGAUUUUCUAUUGGGUUCAGGUCUGGAGACUGGCUAGGCCACUCCAGGACCUUGAGAUGCUUCUUACGGAGCCACUCCUUAGUUGCCCUGGCUGUGUGUUUCGGGUUGUUGUCAUGCUGGAAGACCCAGCCACGACCCAUCUUCAAUGCUCUUACUGAGGGAAGGAGGUUGUUGGCCAAGAUCUCGCGAUAUAUGGCCCCAUCCAUCCUCCCCUCAAUACGGUGCAGUCGUCCUGUCCCCUUUGCAGAAAAGCAUCCCCAAAAAUGAUGUUUCCACCUCCAUGCUUCAUGGUUGGGAUGGUGUUCAUGGGGUUGUACUCAUCCUUCUUCUUCCUCCAAACACGGCGAGUGGAGUUUAGACCAAAAAGCUCUAUUUUUGUCUCAUCAGACCACAUGACCUUCUCCCAUUCCUCCUCUGGAUCAUCCAGAUGGUCAUUGGCAAACUUCAGACGGGCCUGGACAUGCGCUGGCUUGAGCAGGGAGACCUUGCGUGCGCUGCAGGAUUUUAAUCCAUGACGGCAUAGUGUGUUACUAAUGGUUUUCUUUGUGACUGUGGUCCCAGCUCUCUUCAGGUCAUUGACCAGGUCCUGCCGUGUAAUUCUGGGCUGAUCCCUCACCUUCCUCAUGAUCAUUGAUGCCCCACGAGGUGAGAUCUUACAUGGAGCCCCAGACCGAGGGUGAUUGACCAUCAUCUUGAACUUCUUCCAUUUCCUAAUAAUUGCGCCAACAGUUGUUGCCUUCUCACCAAGCUGCUUGCCUAUUGUCCUGUAGCCCAUCCCAGCCUUGUGCAGGUCUACAAUUUUAUCCCUGAUGUCCUUACACAGCUCUCUGGUCUUGGCAAUUGUGGAGAGGUUGGAGUCUGUUUGAUUGAGUGUGUGGACAGGUGUCUUUUAUACAGGUAACGAGUUCAAACAGGUGCAGUUAAUACAGGUAAUGAGUGGAGAACAGGAGGGCUUCUUAAAGAAAAACUAACAGGUCUGUGAGAGACGGAAUUCUUACUGGUUGGUAGGUGAUCAAAUACUUAUGUCAUGCAAUAAAAUGCAAAUUAAUUACUUAAAAAUCAUACAAUGUGAUUUUCUGGAUUUUUGUUUUAGAUUCCAUCUCUCACAGUUGAAGUGUACCUAUGAUAAAAAAUUACAGACCUCUACAUGCUUUGUAAGUAGGAGAAUCUGCUAAAUCGGCAGUGUAUCAAAUACUUGUUCUCCCCACUGUAUAUAUAUAUAUAUAUAUAUAUAUAUAUAUAUAUAUAUGUGUGUGUGUAUAUGUCACGCCCUGGCCUUGAGAGGCCGGUUGUCUUUAGUUGGUUUGGUCAGGGCGUGAGGAUCUAUGUUAUUAUUUCUAUGUUUAGAUUCUAGAUGUGUAUUUCUAUGUUUGGCCGGGUGUGAUUCCCAAUCAGAGGCAGCUGUCGCUCGUUGUCUCUGCUUGGGGAUCAUACUUAAGUAGCCUGGUUGCCUACCUUAGUUGUGGGAUAUUGUUCCGUGUUUAGGCUUGUAUGUGUAUAGCCUGAGGACUUCACGUUACGUUGUUUCUUGUUUUGUUUAUGAUUAUUGAGUUUAAUAAACAUGUUCGCUGCACCUUGGUCUGACCUGUCUCUCUACGAUCGUGGUAUGUAUAUAUACCGUUAUUUUUUGGGGGGGGUAGAUCAGCUUAAUAUUGCAGAUAGAUUGUAACUUCCAUCAAUGUAAUUGUCUGCAUCACUUCCAAUCCCCCAUGUCCUGACAUUUAAUCAGAGUAAAAAUUCCCUGCUUUAGGUCAGUUAGGAUCACCACUUGAUUUUAAGAAUGUGAAAUGUCAGAAUAAUAAUACAGAGAAUGAUUUAUUUAAGCUUUUAUUUCUUUCAUCACAUUCCCAGUGGGUCAGAAGUUUACAUACACUCAAUUAGUAUUUGAUAGCAUUGCCUUUAAAUUGUUUAACUUGGGUCAAACAUUUUGGGUAGUCUUCCACAAGCUUCCCACAAUAAGUUGGGUGAAUAAAACAUUCUAUAGGAUUGAGGUCAGGGCUUUGUGAUGACCUCUCCAAUACCUUGACUUUGUUUUCCUUAAGCCAUUUUGCCACAACUCUGGAAGUAUGCUUGGGGUUAUUGUCCCAUUUGGAAGACCCAUUUGCGACCAAGCUUUAACUUCCUGACUGAUGUCUUGAGAUGUUGCUUCAAUAUAUCCACAUAAUUUUCCUUCCUCAUGAUGCCAUCUAUUGUGUGAAGUGCACCAGUCCCUCCUGCAGCAAAGCACCCCCACAGCAUGAUGCUGCCACCCCGGUGCUUCACGGUUGGGAUGGUGUUCCUCGGCUUUCAAGCUACCCCCUUUUUCUUCCAAACAUAACGAUGGUCAUUAUGGACAAACAGUUCUAUUUUUGUUUCAUCAGACCAGAGGACAUUUCUCCAAAAAGUACGACCUUUGUCCCCAUUUGCAGUUGCAAACCGUAGUCUGGCUUUUUUAUGACGGUUUUGGAGCAGUGGCUUCUUCCUUGCUGAGCGGCCUUUCAGGUUAUGUCGAUAUAUGACUAGUUUUACUGUGGAUAUAGAUACUGGUGUACCUGUUUCCUCCAGCAUCUUCACAAGGUCCUUUGCUGUUGUUCUGGGAUUGAUUUGCACUUUUCGCACCAAACUAUGUUCAUCUCUAGGAGACAGACCGCGUCUCCUUCCUGAGCGGUAUGACGACUGCGUGGUCCCAUGGUGUUUAUAUUUGCGUACUAUUGUUUGUACAGAUGAAUGUGGUACCUUCAGGCAUUUGGAAAUUGCUCCCAAGGAUGAACCAGACUUGUGGAGGUCUACAAUUAUUUUGCUGAGGUCUUGGCUGAUUUUCUUUUGAUUUUCCCAUGAUGUCAAGCAAAGAGGCACUGAGUUUGAAGGUAGGCCUUGAAAUACAUCCACAGGUACAUCUCCAAUUGACUCAAAUGAUGUCAAUUAGCCUAUCAGAAGCUUCUAAAGCCAUGACAUCAUUUUCUGUAAUUUUCAAAGCUGUUUAAAGGCACAGUCAACUUAGUGUAUGUAAACUUCUGACCCACUGGAAUUGUGAUACAGUGAAUUAUAAGUGAAAUAAUCUGUCUGUAAACAAUUGUUGGAAAAAUGACUUGUGUCAUGCACAAAGUAGAUGUCCUAACCGACUUGCCAAAACUAUAGUUUGUUAACAAGACAUCUGUGGAGUGGUUGAAAAAUGAGUUUUAAUGACUCCAACCUAAGUGUAUGUAAACUUCCGACUUCAACUGUAUAUAGAUAUAUCUCACACACACAGUGCAUUCAGAAAGUAUUCAGACCCCUUGACUUUUUCCACAUUUUGUUACGUUACAGCCUUAUUCUAAAAUGGAUUAAAUAGUUUUUCCCCCUCAUAAAAUCUACACACAAUACCCUAUAAUAACAAAGCAAAAACUGGUUUUUAGACAUUUUUGCAAAUUUAUUAAAUAUAAAAACUGAAAUAUCACAUUUUACAUAAGUAUUCAGACCUUUGAUCAGUACUUGGUUGAACCUCCUUUGGCAGUGAUUACAGCCUCAAGUCUUAUUGGGUGUGACAUGCUUGGCACACCUGUAUUUGGGGAGUUUCUCCCAUUCUUCUCUGCAGAUCCUCUCAAGCUCUGUCAGGUUGGAUGGGGAGCGUUGCUGCACAGCUAUUUUCAGCUCUCCAGAGAUGUUAGAUCGGGUUCAAGUCCAGGCUCUGGCUGGGCCACUCAAGGACAUUCAGAGACUUGUCCUGAAGCCCCUCCUGCAUUGUCUUGUCUCUGUGCUAAGGGUUGUUGUCCUGUUGGAAGGUGAACCUUCGCCCCAGUCUGAGGUCCUGAGCGCUCUGGAGCAGGUUUUAACCAAGGAUCUCUCUGUACUUUGCUUCGUUCAUCUUUGCCUCGAUCCUGACUUUCCCCAGUCCCUGAAGCGUGUAAAGCGUAAAAAUCGUCUGUCCUCAGUUGCAACACUCACUACCGAGUUCCAAACUGCCUCUGGAAGCAACGUCAGCUCAAAACUGUUCGUCGGCAGCUUCAUGAAAUGGGUUUCCAUGGCCGAGCAACCGCACACAAUCCUAAGAUCACCAUGCGCAAUGCCAAGUGUCGGCUGGAGUGGCGUAAAGCUCGCCGCCAUUGGACUCUGGAGGUAGUGGAAACGCGUUCUCUGGAGUGAUGAAUCACACUUCACAAUCUGGCAGUCCGACAGACGAGUCUGGCUUUGGCAGAUGCCAGGAGAACGCCACCUGCCCGACUGCAUAGUGCCAACUGUAAAGUUUGGUGAAGGAGGAAUAAUGGUCUGGGGCUGUUUUUCAUGGUUCGGGCUAGGCCCCGUAGUUGCAGUGAAGGGAAAUUUUAACGCUACAGUAUACAAUGACAUUCUAGACGAUUCUGUGCUUCCAACUUUGUGGCAACAGUUUGGGGAAGGCCCUUUCCUGUUUCAGCAUGACAAUGCCCCCGUGCACAAAGCGAGGUCCAUACAGAAAUGGUUUGUCGAGAUCGGUGUGGAAGAACUUGAGUGGCCUGCACAGAUCCCUGACCUCAACCCCAUCAAACACCUUUGGGAUGAAUUGGAACGCCGACUGUGAGCCAGGCCUAAUCACCCAACAUCAGUUCCUGACCUCCCUAAUGCUCUUGUGUCUGAAUGGAAACAAGUACCCCUCAGCAAUGUUCCAACAUCUAGUGGAAAGCCUUCCCAGAAGAGUGGAGGCUGUUUAUAGCAGCAAAGGUGGGACCAACUCCAUAUUAAUGCCAAUGAUUUUGGAAUGAGAUGUUCGACGAGCAGGUGUCCUCAUACUUUUGUUCAUUUAGUGUAUCUCCUAGAUAUCGGACAGACACUUCAAAACCUCAUUCCUUCUGAUUAAUUUUUUGAUUAUCCUUUUUGCAGUUUAUGAAUGUUAUUCAAUGUGUUUCUAUAUUAUGUAUGUAUAAUCCACAUCUUACUUCUCCCAGUCCUAGUAAUGAUGAUAUUAUUGUAAUAAGUAUUAUUUUCCAGUGAGCACAUACAUUAUAUGCAGUAGUUUAUGCUGGAUCCCACACAACCCAACCAAACCAUCUGUCCCCUCCAGCACACACUAUACCCACAGUUAGUUAUCAUAUUCAUUAUCAACCCCCUGCUGUGGCCAGCUAGCACCAUGCUCAAGCCAACUAAGCUAUAGCUGAAUCUCCUCUCCUAUUUUUGUGUCAUCCAAUUAUUCCUCGUCCACUCCCUUGUUCCCUCAUAUGUCCCUGCGCCACAAAAGAAACUGGGUGUCAUUUCUGAAUGAUUCCCAUCUACACUCUUGUACCUGGUUGGCUAAGUCGAAUGAGUGGUGUGUGAGCUGGUAGGAUUCGCGUGUGAGCGCACGCCCGACUAUAGAGUAGAGCGCUGCUUCUGGUAGGCUUAUUGCUGCUCAGUCCGACUAAAAAAACUGUUUUUUUUAUCUUUUCAGUCCAUUAUGGAGCAGUUCAACCCGUGCUUGCGGAACUUCGUGGCCAUGGGGAAGAGUUACGAGAAGGCCCUAUCCAGUGAGUACAUCUUAUUCUCCUCCUUUAUCUCAUCCCCAGCUCCCCUCCUAUCCAGAGGACCAGGCCUGACACUGUCUCGCUGUUGCUUUUUAGACUCCUGAUUUAUCUGACCUAGAGAUGAGCUCAGAUGCUGUUGACUGUGUGUAGCCUGUAGUCCGUGUCCUCAUGCAUCCUUCUAAUCUCUUGUAGGAUUUAGCUAUGAAAGAUACUGCUGGGUGCUCCGACAGCCCUUACGGGAAAAACCACAUGAUUUUCACGUGAUCACAUGUGAAGUGUUCCAUAAACACGUUUUUGUGUGAUCACGUGAUCUUAUGACAAGUUAAUGUGACAACAUGUAAAGCAACAUGUGAAAACAUGAAACUACACAUGUGAAAAAGUGAUCACAUGUGAAGUGUUCCAAAAACACAUUUUCACAUGAUUUCACGUGAAAUAAUGUGAUUUUCCACAUGUGAAAUCGUGUUUUUUUCUGUAAGGGAGGCUUUCAACUACAUGGACUGAUUUUAAUAUUCUGUUGUGAGGCUCAGGCCUAUGAUGUCACCUUAGAAUGUUCCAUGUCCACAUCUUGCCCUCUCCUCUUCACUUCGCAUCCCUCCAUGCUGUCAACUCCUUUUUAAUGUGUUUAUUUGGUUGUUCACAAGUCGUGUGGGUGGAGUAUAUACACUAGGUGAUAUGGUUGAAGGGUUGCAGGAGGACAACACUUUUGAGAUAUCUCCAGGAAGGUGUUUUUUUUUGGGGGGGGAGGGGGUGCUGAGAGACAACACAAAUGGCCCCAGAAAAGAGAACAACAGAACUGGUAUCCAGGACAAGACAGGGAGGUGGAGGAGAGAUGAUGAGGAGAGAAAAAGACAUUGGAGAUACAAACUCUUGCUGUUUCUACCAAUGGUAAAGCAUCAGCAGCAUAACCUAUACUUUUAAUCAGUGUCACAUGGUCUUACAUGAGGUUCAGAUGGAACCCGGAGUUCUUCUAUUAGAAUAUUCCAUGAGUAGAGAGAGAGAGAGAGAGAGAGAGAUACACUGAGUGUACAAAACAUUAGGAACACCUUCCUAAUAUUGAGUUGCACCCGCUUUUGCCCUCAGAACAGCCUCAAUUCGUCAGGGCAUGGACUACAAGGUGUCAAAAGCGUUCCAUUUUUUUACAUUUUAGUCAUUCAGCAGACGCUCUUAUCCAGAGCGACUUACAGUUAGUGAGUGCAUACAUUUUCAUACUGGCCCCCCAUGGGAAACGAACCUACAACCCUGGCGUUGCAAGCGCCAUGCUCUACCAACUGAGCUACACGGGUUCAACAGGGAUGCUGGCCCAUGUUGACUCCAAUGCUUCCUACAGUUAUGUCAACUUGGCUGGAUGUCCUUUGGGUGGUGGACCUUUCUUGAUACACACGGGAAACUGUUUAGCAUGAAAAACCCAGCAGCGUUGCAGUUCUUGACACACUUAAACCGGUGUGCCUGACACCUACUACCAUACCCUGUUCAAAGGCACUUCAAUAUUUUGUCUUGCCCAUUCACCCUUUGAAUGGCACACAAUCCAUGUCUCAAUUGUCUCAAGGCUUAAAAAUCCUUCUUUAACCUGUCUCCUCCCCUUCAUCUACGCUGAAUGAAGUGGAUUUAACAGCAUACAUCAAUAAGGGAUCAUAGUUUUCACCUGAAUUGACCUGGUCAGUCUGUCAUGGAAAGAGCACUCAGUGUUUGCGAUCGUAUGAAAAUGUAAGCAAGGUUUGAAAUGAUAAUGUUUUCGGUCAAAUAUUUUAUAUCUGUUUGGGUUUCUAGCAAUCAGUUAUGUUCCGGCUCCCUGAUCAGCCGUUCAAGGCUGAACCUAAUUGAUGAUAUCCUGCUGUACAGGGUACACACUUGUACAUGUGUGAAACAGGACAAAUCUAAACACCCCCUAUUUGACCUUUGAUCAACAUCAUCCCUUUAAUAAUGACUUCAUGUUGAAAUACAGUUCUCAGUUGAAGAGAAUGGUGAGGAUUGUACUUCGCUGCACUAUGAAUCUGUAGUAAGCUGUGGACACAGACAGGGAAAGCAAGUCCUACACAGAUAGUGUCUCCUCAGCCAUGCUUCUAAUGUAGUGCUGCCUCCAGCUGUAGGUUAAUGGUCUCUAAUGUAGUGCUGCCUCCAGCUGUAGGUUAAUGGUCUCUAAUGUAGUGCUGCCUCCAGCUGUAGGUUAAUGGUCUCUAAUGUAGUGCUGCCUCCAGCUGUAGGUUAAUGGUCUCUAAUGUAGUGCUGCCUCCAGCUGUAGGUUAAUGGUCUCUAAUGUAGUGCUGCCUCCAGCUGUAGGUUAAUGGUCUCUAAUGUAGUGCUGCCUCCAGCUGUAGGUUAAUGGUCUCUAAUGUAGUGCUGCCUCCAGCUGUAGGUUAAUGGUCUCUAAUGUAGUGCUGCCUCCAGCUGUAGGUUAAUGGUCUCUAAUGUAGUGCUGCCUCCAGCUGUAGGUUAAUGGUCUCUAAUGUAGUGCUGCCUCCAGCUGUAGGUUAAUGGUCUCUAAUGUAGUGCUGCCUCCAGCUGUAGGUUAAUGGUCUCUAAUGUAGUGCUGCCUCCAGCUGUAGGUUAAUAUGGUCUAAUGUAGUGUGCCUCCAGCUGUAGGUUAAUGGUCUCUAAUGUAGUGCUGCCUCCAGCGUAGGUUACUGGGUCUCUAAUGUAGUGCUGCCUCCAGCUGUAGGUUAAUGGUCUCUAAUGUAGUGCUGCCUCCAGCUGUAGGUUAAUAGCCUCUAAUUUAGUGUUGCCUCCAGCUCCAGAGGAGCAGGGACAGAGGGAGGUGGAGAGAGGAGCAGGGACAGCGGGAGGUGGAGAGAGGAGCAGGGACAGCGGGAGGUGGAGAGAGGAGCAGGGACAGCGGGAGGUGGAGAGAGGAGCAGGGACAGAGGGAGGUGGAGAGAGGAGCAGGGACAGCGGGAGGUGGAGAGAGAGCAGGACAGGGUAGUGGAGAGAGGAGCAGGACAGCGGAGGUGGAGAGAGGCAGGACAGGGAAGAGGUGGAGAGAGAGCAGUGACAGCGGAGGUGGAGUAAGUAGGACAGGGACAAGCGGGAGGGGGAGAAGAGAGAGCAGAAGGGAGGUGGACAGAGGAGCAGGAUCAGCGGAGGUGGAGAGAGAGCAGGGACACGGGGGUGGAGAGAGGAGCAGGACAGCGGUGAGGUGGAGAGAGGAGCAGGGACACGGGAUGGGAGAGGCGACAGAGGUGUGGUAGUAGCAGGGACAGGAGGUGAGAGAGUAGCAGGGAAGCGGGAGGUGGAGAGAGGAGCAGACAGAGGGAGUGGAGAAGGACAGGGACAGAGGGAGGUGGAGAGAGACAGGAUACAGUGGGGAAAAAAAGUAUUUAGUCAUCCACCAAUUGUGCAAGUUCUCCCACUUAAAAAGAUUGAAGAGUCCUGUAAUUUUCAUCAUAGGUACACGUCAACUAUGACAGACAAAUGAGAAAAAAAAUCCUGAAAAUCACAUUGUAGGAUUUUUAAUGAAUUUGUUUGCAAAUUAUGGUGGAAAAUAAGUAUUUGGUCAAUAACAAAAGUUUCUCAAUACUUUGUUAUCUAGCCUUUGUUGGCAAUGACACAGGUCAAACGUUUUCUGUAAGUCUUCACAAGGUUUUCACACACUGUUGCUGGUAUUUUGGCCCAUUCCUCCAUGCAGAUCUCCUCUAGAGCAGUGAUGUUUUGGGGCUGUCACUGGGCAACACGGACUUUCAACUCCCUCCAAAGAUUUUCUAUGGGGUUGAGAUCUGGAGACUGGCUAGGCCACUCCAGGACCUUGAAAUGCUUCUUACGAAGCCACUCCUUCGUUGCCCGGGCGGUGUGUUUGGGAUCAUUGUCAUGCUGAAAGACCCAGCCACGUUUCAUCUUCAAUGCCCUUGCUGAUGGAAGGAGGUUUUCACUCAAAAUCUCACGAUACAUGGUCCCAUUCAUUCUUUCCUUUACACGGAUCAGUCGUCCUGGUCCCUUUGCAGAAAAACAGCCCCAAAGCAUGAUGUUUCCACCCCCAUGCUUCACAGUAGGUAUGGUGUUCUUUGGAUGCAACUCAGCAUUCUUUGUCCUCCAAACACGACGAGUUGAGUUUUUACCAAAAAGUUCUAUUUUGGUUUCAUCUGACCAUAUGACAUUCUCCCAAUCCUCUUCUGGAUCAUCCAAAUGCACUCUAGCAAACUUCAGACUGGCCUGGACAUGUACUGGCUUAAGCAGGGGGACACGUCUUGCACUGCAGGAUUUGAGUCCCUGGCGGCGUAGUGUGUUACUGAUGGUAGGCUUUGUUACUUUGGUCCCAGCUCUCUGCAGGUCAUUCACUAGGUCCCCCCGUGUGGUUCUGGGAUUUUUGCUCACCGUUCUUGUGAUCAUUUUGACCCCACGGGGUGAGAUCUUGCGUGGAGCCCCAGAUCGAGGGAGAUUAUCAGUGGUCUUGUAUGUCUUCCAUUUCCUAAUAAUUGCUCCAACAGUUGAUUUCUUCAAACCAAGCUGCUUACCUAUUGCAGAUUCAGUCUUCCCAGCCUGGUGCAGGUCUACAAUUUUGUUUCUGGUGUCCUUUGACAGCUCUUUGGUCUUGGCCAUAGUGGAGUUUGGAGUGUGACUGUUGGAGGUUGUGGACAGGUGUCUUUUAUACUGAUAACAAGUUCAAUCAGGUGCCAUUAAUACAGGUAACGAGUGGUGGACAGAGGAGCCUCUUAAAGAAGAAGUUACAGGUCUGUGAGAGCCAGAAAUCUUGCUUGUUUGUAGGUGACCAAAUACUUAUUUUCCACCAUAAUUUGCAAAUAAAUUCAUUAAAAAUCCUACAAUGUGAUAUUCUGGAUUUUUUUCUUCUCAAUUUGUCUGUCAUAGUUGACGUGUACCUAUGAUGAAAAUUACAGGCCUCUUUCAUCUUUUUAAGUGGGAGAACUUGCACAAUUGGUGGCUGACUAAAUACUUUUUUUCCCCACUGUAUGUGCACACUGCCCACAAAAUGAGGUGAAAACUGAGCUGCACUUCCUAACCUCCUGCCAAAUGUAUGACCAUAUUAGAGACACAUAUUUCCCUCAGAUUACAGAGAUCCACAAAGAAUUCGAAAACAAACCCAAUUUUGAUAAACUCCCUUAUCUACUGGGUGAAAAACCACAGUGUGCUAUCACAGCAGCAGGAUUUGUGACCUGUUGCCACAAGAAAAGGGCAACCAGUGAAUGUUUAUUUAUUUUCCCAUUUGUACUUUAACUAUUUGCACAUUGUUACAACACUGUAUAUAUACAUAAUAUGACAUUUGAAAUGACUUUAUUCUUUUGGAACUUCUGAGUGUAAUAUUUACUGUUAAUAUUUAUUGUUUAUUUCACUUUUGUUUCACUCUGUUUACUAUCUACUUCACUUGCUUUGGCAAUGUUAACAUACGUUUCCCAUGCCGAUAAAGCCCUUAAAUUGAAUUGAGAGGAGCAGGGACCGAGGCGGGGGGGGGGGAGAGGAGCAGGGACAGAGGGAGAGAGGAGCAGGGAAGGCAGGUAGGACUCUGGAAGCCCUGAGGACCAAUAAAGGAGGACUCAGUGUAAUCUGAUAAAAUUAGCUACACAGCUCCAGGAUGGAGAAUUACACUUAAUAAUUGCAGGUCAGGCGCAAAGGCAAAGGGCACAGCCAGCAUUCAACUCACCACAGGGCACCUUGUGGGCCUCCAUACGCUAACUGGAAUUGUAAAUAUGCCAGUUCUGCCUCUGCUCUUAGGAGAAGAAGGACAACUCAUAAAUCGCAACAGUGAACAAUGAGUGAUGCUUGGCUGGAUUUGGAGGUCCCUGGAGCUUUGUUGACUGACAUCAUGGUUCAGUCUAGGGAGAGAGCUGCCUGCUUCCAGUUCUCCUCGGAGGAGAUGCUGUUUGUUCGGUUUCAAGGAGUGUUUGGUUUUGGAGGAUAGGAUAGUGUGCAGUGGCUGCAGGGCUUGAAUAGGAUGCAAUGCUUUGACCGGUAUUUAGCCAGGUAUUCUGUUAAGCUUUGGGACUGGAGAUAGAGGGUGGGACAACCCCACUGGGCAUCAUGUUGAAGGCUGGGCGGAGAGAGAUUUCUCAACAGGGAUGGAGGGAUGGAGGAGAGUAGACAGAAAGAGGGUGAGUGCUGAAGUGAUUUGAUAAAGGAGUAGAGGGGAGGAGAGAGAGGAAUAGAAACUGGGGUGGAUUUGGAAGAGGGGAGUUGAAGAUGGAUCGAGGACUAAACACAUCAAACUGCAGCUGAUCUGGUUUAUACCGGUUUUACUCCUCCUUAAGAGUGUUUUAAUUUACUUUGGAAUAGGUGGGGGGGAAUGGAUGUCGUGUCUCAACUCCAUUCUGUAGACUAUCUGCUUCAUAUCAGAGGCGUAAUCCUCUUUAUUGAAGACACACACACACACACACACCCCAACAGUAAAGCUCUAAAAUCCUGUCCCAGUUAAUCCUGCCUUACCUGGCCUACCACACUCUGCCGCCCCUCGCUCUAUCCGCCUUGGCUGGGAUUUCUGUGGACAUCGCUAAGUGGCCCAUCCAUCCACGCAAGGGUUUACCACACCCACUCUACCAGCUCAUCCACUUCCACCCCCCUCACCCGCACUCUCCUAUCGCACCCUGACUUAACCAAAGCUGGGCUCAGGAAGAGCCGAGAGAGGGUCUCUCUUCCUGGAAGUAAUCAGUCUGUUUCAGAGCGAACCCAGCUACAGGGCAGUAGGCUUUAGGUCCUGGGUUCUGGAGACAGGGGGCUGUUAUUAGUUCAGAGUGACCUCAAGAUAAAGAUUCUGAUAAAGUUAGAGAAAGGAAAGAAGAAUUGAUAAAGGGAGGAUUAAGGGAGGAAAUGGGUUGAGAAACGAUCCUCAGGGGAGAGGGGGAUAGACUGGAUCAGUUCAAGUUAAGACUCAGUCAGCUCCUCUCUCUUUCUCGCUCUCUUUCUUUCUCUCCCCCUUAUUGGACAUCUUUUCCCCUCAUUAUGACUACCACUCCCUAGUUGACUGACCCCUGACCUGGUCUUAAUCACCGUUACUUACCAUUCACUGCUUCUAGCUGCCCGUGGCAGGACUGUGCAGGUGAGCCAUGCCUGCUGUGUGUUCCCUGGACUGAGACCUGAGACACAGAGGUCGUAGCCACCCAAUGUCUCUCACUGCCACUCUGUAUGAGAAACGGUACAGUGGCUUCAUUUGCAAUGCAGUGAGCAGUAGCCUAUGUAUUGAACCACCUUGAAAGUUUGGUUAGGCAGGUUGUCAUAUUCUGUUUUUAAAGUUCUGUAUUGAAGACCGGGCUAUCUUGCCUUCCCUGGUCUUCCCUUGCUUUACCUUCUCUGGUCUGCAGUUCUUCUUUCCAUCCAGCAUCCACUCUAUCCAUCAGUAGUUCCUGUAGUUGUCUCGCUCUCUUUUUCAGUGCUUUCCUCUCCUUUUCCUCUUGUUGUUUGUAUUAGUAGCUCUUCCCGUUGUAGCCUCUUGUAGCAUUAGCUCUUUCCAUUGUAGCCUUUUGUAGCAUUAGCUCUUCCCAUUGUAGCCUCUUGUAGCAUUAGCCCUUCCCAUUGUAGCCUAUUGUAGCAUUAGCUCUUUCCAUUGUAGCCUCUUGUAGAAUUAGCUCUUUCCAUUGUAGCCUCUUGUAACAUUAGCUUUUUUCAUUGUAGCAUUAGCUCUUUUCAUUGAAGCUUCUUGUAGCUUUAGCUCUUUCCAUUGUAGCAUUAGCUCUUUCCGUUGUAGCCUCUUGUAGCAUUAGCUCUUUCCGUUGUAGCCUCUUGUAGCAUUAGCUCUUUCUGUUGUAGCCUCUUGUAGCAUUAGCUCUUUCCGUUGUAGCAUUAGCUCCUUUCGUUGUCGCCAGUAGUAGCUUGUAGCCUUUUCCAUUGUAGCUUGUGAUAGCCUUGCUGUAGCCUUUUCCAUUGUAGCUUGUGGUAGCCUUGCUGUAGCCUUUUCUAUUGUAGCCCUGUUGUAGCCUUGCUAUAUAACUUUCCUUUGUACUUUGUACUAGCCUUGCUCUUUCCAUUGUAGUCUAUAGUAGCAUUAGCUCUUUCCAUUGUAGCCUAUGGUAUCCUUUAGCCCCCUAUCCUAACUGACUGGGGCUAUAGCUAUAGGGGAGGGAUGCUGGGGUGAAGUUUACUUUAAUGUCCAAUAUUUCCACUCCGCCCCUGAUCUGACGGCCAAUGCUUCCAUGUUUCCAGGUGUCACAUUUGCUGCAAAGGGCUACUUCGAGGCACUGGUGAGGAUGGGAGAGAUGGCGAGCGAAAGUCAAGGCUCUAAGGAUCUUGGUGAGUCCUAGUUGUGGCUAUAGGGGGUUGCAGCACCCCUAGUUGGCUAGAGGGGGGUUGCAUGGAGACAUGCUGUACAGUGGAUGGAUGGUUGUGGGGGUGAAUGGGAAUGGAUGGAGUGAAAGGGAAAAGCACAAACAGCCGAUGCACUGCCUGAAACUGGAUAUAUACACACACACACACACACACACACACACACACACACAGGAACGCACAGCAAACAUGUUUAAACACAGUCAAGCAUAUCCUGUUUGUUGUAGUAGUAUUUUAUUUUUUUACCCCCUUUUUUAUCAGAAUUUCAAUUAUGAUCUUGUCUCAUCGCUGCAACUCCCCAACGGGCUCGGGAGAGGCGAAGGUCAAGUCAUUCGUCCUCCGAAACAUGACCUGCCAAACCGCGCUCCUUAACACCCGCCCGCUUAACCCGGAAGCCAGCUGCACCAAUGUGUUGGAGGAAACGCCAUUCAACUGACGACCGAAGUCAGCCUGCAGGUGCGCCACAAGGAGUCGCUAAUUGUCCGCCGCCCUAUGGGACUCCCGAUCACGGACGGUUGUGACAAAGCCUUGAAUCGAACACGGUCUGUAGUGACGCAUCAAGCACUGCGAUGUAGUGCCUUAGACCGCUGCGCCACUCGGGAGGCCCUUAGUAGUUUUGUUAAUUUUUUAUAGUUAAUCAGUAAUUUUUAUGCUACGCUAUUGGGAAGGAGAGCUUACAGUAUUCUGCAUUCACCACUGAGGCAAUCACAUCCCCUUAGAGUUCAUCUCUGAUAUUUAAUACGGAAACGUUUUAUUUUGGUUUGUUGGGUUCUAUCUUGAAGUAUACUUAUUGUGAUGAGGUGUGAAUGACGGAGUCAGGCACAGGAGGUAAAACACCGAAAUCAAGAGUUUAUUCAGUGUACAAUAAUGUAGCUCAUAAAGCGACAGAACGAAACUAGCACAAGGGAAAAUCAACCUUGGCUGCAAACAAGUAAAGAGUAGCUCAACCGAGCUACUCACUCUCACAACGAACAAUCACUCACAAAGGACAAGGGGGCAGAGGGAACACUUAUGCACAGACUAAUGAGGGAAUGAGUACCAGGUGUGUGUGACUGACAAGACAAAUGGAGUGAUGAUAAAUGGAGCGGUAGUGGCUAGUAAGCCGGUGACGACGAACACCGAAACCUGCCCGAGCAAGGAGGAGGGGCAGCCUCGGCUGAAUUCAUGACAGUACCACCCCCCGACGUGCAGCUCCAGCAGCGUGCCGACACGGCCUCUGGGCGCGGAGCAGGGGGAGUUGGAUGGCGACGAUGGAAGUCCCUCAGCAGAGCGGGAUCGAGGAUAUCCCUCACCGGGACCCAGCACAGUUCCUCUGGACCGUACCCUUCCCACUCUACGUGAUACUGAAGGCCCCCACCUGGCGCCUCGAAUCCAGGAUAGACCGGACAGAGUACGCCGGCGCCCCCUCGAUGUCCAAAGGAGGUGGAGGGACCUCCCGCACCUCAGACUCCUGGAGCGGACCAGCCACCACCGGCCUGAGGAGAGACACAUUAAACGAGGCGUUAAUACGGUAAUCAGGGGGGAGUAAUAACCUAUAUGUGACCUCGUUGAUUCUCCUCCGGACUUUGAACGGCCCUACAAACCGUGAACUCAGCUUCCGGCAGGGCAGGCGGAGGGGCAGAUUCCGGGUCGAGAGCCAGACCUGAUCCCCCGGUACAAAGACGGGGGCCUCACUGCGGUGACGGUCAGCGUUGACCUUCUGACGACGGUACGGCGCGUUGGAGGUGAACAUGGGCAGCGUUCCACGUCUCCUCCGCGUGCCAAAACCAGUCAUCCACCGCAGGAGCUUCGGUCUGGCUCUGGUGCCACGGUGCCAGAACCGGUUGAUAACCUAAAACACACUGAAAUGGCGUUAGGUUCGUAGAGGAGUGGCGGAGAGAGUUCUGGGCAUAUUCUGCCCAUGGCAGGAACACCGACCACUCCUCCGGCCGGUCUUGGCAAUAGGACCUCAGGAACCUACACACAUCCUGAUUAACCCGUUCCACCUGCCCAUUACUCUCAGGGUGGAACCCAGAGGUUAUGCUGACCGAGACUCCCAGACGUUCCAUGAACGCCUUCCAGACUUUUGACGUGAACUGGGGACCUCGGUCAGACACUAUAUCCUCUGGUACCCCGUAAUGCCGGAAGACGUGUGUAAACAGGGCCUCCGCAGUUUGCAGAGCCGUGGGGAGACCGGGCAGAGGAAGGAGGCGGCAAGCCUUCAAAAAGCGAUCCACAACGACCAGGAUGGUGGUGUUCCCUUGAGAGAGAGGCAGAUCAGUUAAAAAAUCAACACUCAAAUGAGACCAUGGUCGUUGUGGAACUGGUAAAGGGUUUUAACUUACCCGCUGGGAGGUGCCUAGGUGCCUUACUCUGGGCGCACACUGAGCAGGAGGAUACAUACGUCCUUAGCCAAGGUAGGCCACCAGUAAUUUUCGGUCAGGCAGCGCACUGUACGACCGAUACCUGGGUGACCAAAGGAGGGUGACAUGUGUUCCCAGUAGAUCAGACGAUCACGGAUAAGCGCAGGCACGUACUGCAGCCCAGCUGGACACUGCGGUGGAGAUGGAUCUGUGCGUAAUGCCUGCGCUAUAUCCGCGUCCAUCGUCCAUACUACCGGCGCCACAAUGCAGAAGUUUGGCAGUAUGGGGGUAUUGUCUCUGGGCCUCUCCUCUGUCUCAUACAGCCUGGACAGUGCGUCUGCCUUCACGUUCUUCGUACCUGGAAUGUUUGACAGUGUGAAAUCAAACCAGGUGAAGAAUAGGGCCCACCUGGCGAGGGUUCAGCCUCCUCACUGCCCGGAUGUACUCCAGGUUACGGUGGUCCGUCCAGACGAGGAAUGGGUGUUUCGCCCCCUCGAGCCAAUGUCUCCACACUGUCAGAGCUCGGACAACAGCCAACAGCUCCCGAUCACCAAUGCCGUAGUUCUGCUCCGCCGGGCUGACCUUCUUUGAGAAGAACGCAUAGGGGCGGAGCUUGGGUGGCGUGCCCGAGCGUUGAGACAGGACUGCUCCCAUCCCAACCUCGGACGCAUCCACCUCCACUACGAACGGUAGUGAUGGAUCGGGGUGGGCCAGUACCGGGGCCGAGGUGAACAGUUCCCUCAGGUUACUGAAGGCCCUGUCAGCCUCAGCAGACCAGCGGAGCCGGGACAGCCCACCCUUCAACAGAGAUGUAAUGGGAGCUGUGACCUUGCCAAAGCCCUGGAUAAAACUCCGAUAAUAGUUGGCGAAGCCAAGGAAGCGCUGCACCUCCUUUACCGUGGUUGGAGUCGGCCAAUUACGCACGGCUGCAAUGCGGUCGCCCUCCAUCUCCACACCUGUGAUAGGAAUGCGGUAUCCGAGGAAGGAGACUCACUGCUGGAAAAAACGUACACUUUUCUGCCUUAGCAUAAAGGUCAUUUUCCAACAGUCAGGCCAGUACUUUGCGAACCAGGGACACAUGCUCAGGCACGCGUAGCGGAAUACACCAAGAUGUCGUCGAUGUAGACCACUACACCGCGACCAAGCAUGUCCCGAAACAUCUCAUUCACAAAGGACUUGAAGACUGAGGGAGCAUUCAUCAAACCAUAGGGCAUCACCAGGUAUUCAUAAUGCCCUGUGGUUGUGCUGAAUGCUGUCUUCCACUCAUCUCCCUCUCGGAUACGCACCAGGUUGUACGCACUCCUGAGAUCUAAUUUAGUGAAGAAGCGCGCUCCAUGCUAUGACUCAACCACUGACGGAAUGAGGGGGAGAGGAUAACUAAAUCUAAUAGUCUCCUUGUUCAGUGGUCGAAUAGUCAAUGCACGGGCGCAGACCGCCAUCUAAUUCACAAAAAAGAAACUCGAGGAGGUGGGUGAAGUGGAGGGACGUAUGUACCCCUGGCGCAGGGACUCGGUGAUGUAUGUCUCCAUAGCCUCCGUCUCCGCCUGCGACAGGGGAUACACAUGACUCCUGGGAGGUACAGCGUCUACCCAAAGGUUUAUUGUGCAAUCCCCCGCCCGAUGAGGUGGUAAAUUAGUCACUUUAUUUUUAGAGAAGACUUGUGCCAGAUCAUGGUAUUCAGGGGGAAUGCGCACGGUGGAGGCACGGUCUGGACUUUCCACCGUGGUUGCACCAACGGAAACACCCAUACACCUACCCUGACACUCUCGCGACCACCCCGUGAGAACCCUCUGCGGCCAUGAGAAAGUGGGGUUGUGGAGUGCUAGCCAUGGAAUACCUAACACCACAGGGAAAGCAGGAGACUCAAUGAUGGAAAAAGUGACCUGCUCACAAUGCGUCUCCUGUGUGAUCAUGGUGACUAGUACCGUGACUUCCUUUAUCAACCCGGACCCUAAUGGUCGACUAUCAAGUGCUCUGAUGGGGCGUGGAAUGGAUAGGGGAACCAAUGAAAUGCCCUGGCGGCGUGCAAAAGUUUUGUCCAUAAAGUUCCCAGCUGCGCCUGAAUCGACUAGUGCCUUACACUGGGGAACUCUCAUGUGAUCAGGAAGUAUAUGGGUAUAGUACAGUGCUCAGCAGAGGGCUCUGAACAAGAGUGGGUGCUCAAUACCUGGGGUGAUGCGAGAGUGCCCUGCCGGCCGCCUCCUGACCCAAAAGAGCGCUGACGAGACAACGUGUGGUAGAAUGUCCCUUCGUGCCAUCCGAUUGGCACUGUCGUCCUCCGCUCUCUCGGUGUGCGGUACCACCCAGCUCCAUGCGCUCUGGAUCCGCGUCGGUCGGGACGGGAACGGGCAGACCACCUCCAGGACGUCCUCUGGUUUCCAGCAGGUUAUCCAGACGAAUGGCCAUGUCCACCAGUUCACUGCAGGCUAGCUCCCGUCGGACGUCCUCCCGUAGAUGGCACCGGAACUGGUUGAUCAGGGCCUGCUCGUUCCACCCGGACCCUGCUGCCAGGAUCCGGAACUCCUGUACUGUCCUCGUCCCCUGCCUCAAGUGGACCAGAUGCUCACCCGCAUCUCGACCCUCGAAAUAGGCGGGCGAACUCUCUGUAGUCCUCCAAUGCGGCUCCUCCUUCUCUCCAAACCGCGUUGGCCCACUCCAGGGCUUUCCCCGAGAGGCAGGAAAUGAGGACGGACACCUGCUCUCGAUCUGAUGGCGCCGGCCUGACACUGGAGCAGUACAGCUCCAGUUGGAGAAGGAAUCCCUGACAUAGAGCCGGCGUCCCAUCGAACGCCCGAGGUCGGGAUAUCUGGAUCCAUCCGGGUGCUGUGAUGUAGGUGGCUGGAUCCGGUUGGCCAGCUGGUCUCGACAGAUCGGUUCCUCUAAUCUCCAGGCGUUGGACGACCUGAAGAACCCGAUCCAUCGCUUCCCCCAAGCUGGCCAGCUUCGUGGCAUGCUCCUGGACCCUUGCCACGAUUCCAGGUGUGCGCUCUUCUCCCGCUGACUCCAUAGCGGGUGAGUGAUUCUGUGAUGAGGUGUGAAUGACGGAGUCAGGUGCAGGAGGUAAAACACCGAAAUCAAGAGUUUAUUCAGUGUACAAUAAUGUACUCUUAAAGCGACAGAACGAAACUAGCACAAGGGAAAAUUAACCUUGGCUGCAUACAAGUAAAGAGUAGCUGAACUGAGCUACUCACUCUCACAACGAACAAUCACUCACAAAGGACAAGGGGGCAGAGGGAACACUUAUACACAGACUAAUGAGGGAAUGAGUACCAGGUGUGUGUGAUUGACAAGACAAGACAAAUGGAGUGAUGAUAAAUGGAGCGGUAGUGGCUAGUAAGCCGGUGACGACGAACGCCGAAACCUGCCCGAGCAAGGAGGAGGGGCAGCCUCGGCUGAAUUCGUGACACUUAUUCAUGUUACUAGCUCAAUCAAUCAAUCAAUCAAAUGUAUUUAUAAAGCCCUUUUUACAUCAGCAGAUGUCACAAAGUGCUAUACAGAAAACCCAGCCAAACAGCAAGCAAUGCAGAUGUUGAAGCUCUAUCAAAUGCCUCCUAUCUCACCCUUAUGGAAACAUUCUGUCUCAGAGACAGGCCCCCUUUGUACUUUGCCUCCGGUCACAAAUACAUUUGCACAUGUAUCAUUCCAUCUAACCCAUAGCACUUUAAUCACUACUGCUAGGCCACUUAUAUAGUUAUAAACAUGCUUAAGUCAAUUAGUCAGUUUCCAACCGUUUAUUUCCCCUCAAACUCUCUCUGAAUUAUGCUGUGUAGUGUUUUAUUGUUUUAUUUACUCCUAUACCCCAGAGUACGUAAAUAAUUCCAAAAGUUUCUUCCUCUUGCGUUCGAUAUUGAAUAACCCAACACAUAUUAUCAUGCAGCGGAUUAUUUUAUUUUUUCUCCAUAACAUCCAAUUGGUCAUGUUUUAUUAAUUGGACUGAAAAGCCACUGUUUUCGGGCUGUUGACUUCUCCACAAGUUUUCACACUGGAACAGAUGCAACCUGUGUAUGGACCAGUUUGGGUUGUAUUGGUCUGUUAGGCUAACAAACACUUAGAGGUGGAGGAAGGAAGGAAGGAUAGUGCUGUGGAGGGGAUGGGGUGUAGGAUGUGGUGAUGGUGGGAGGGGAAGGGUCAGAUUGGGGUCAAGCUGGGGGAGGUGAAACAGGUAGGAUGGUGAUGGCAGCAGGUGGUCUCUUCCAAUGACAUCUAUAAGAAAUGACUACAUUUUGGCUCCAGCCUUCUCCACUGCAGUUAUUUCUUCAACAGCUUUAUGUAUUUACAGUUGAAGUCCGAAGUUUACAUACACUUAGUUUGGAGUCAUUAAAACUUGUUUUUCAACCACUCCACACAUUUCUUGUUAACAAACUGUAGUUUUGGCAAGUCGGUUAGGACAUCUACUCUGUGCAUGACACAAGUAAUUUUUCCAACAAUUGUUUACAGACAGAUUAUUUCACUUAUAAUUCAAUGUAUCACAAUUCCAGUGGGUCAGAAGUUUACAUACACUAAGUUGACUAUGCCUUUAAACAGCUUGGAAAAUUACAGAAAAUGUCAUGGCUUUAGAAGCUUCUGAUAGGCUAAUUGACAUAAUUUGAGUCAAUUGGAGGUGUACCUGUGGAUGUAUUUCAAGGCCUACCUUCAAACUCAGUGCCUCUUUGCUUGGCAUCAUGGGAAAAUCAAAAGAAAUCAGCCAAGACCUCAGAAAAAAAAUUGUAGACCUCCACAAGUCUGGUUCAUCUUUGGGAGCAAUUUCCAAACGCCUGAAGGUACCACGUUCAUCUGUACAAAAAAUUGUACGCAAGUAUAAACACCAUGGGACCACGCAGCCGUUAUACCGUUCAGGAAGGAGACGCGUUCUGUCUCCUAGAGAUGAACGUACUUUGGUGCGAAAAGUGCAAAUCAAUCCCAGAACAACAGCAAAGGACCUUGUGAAGAUGCUGGAGGAAACAGGUACGAAAGUAUCUAUAUCCACAGUAAAACGAGUCCUAUAUCGACAUAACCUGAAAGGCCGCUCAGCAAGGAAGAAGCCACUGCUCCAAAACCGCCAUAAAAAAGCCAGACUACGGUUUGCAACUGCACAUGGGGACAAAGAUCGUACUUUUUGGAGAAAUGUCCUCUGGUCUGAUAAAACAAAACUAGAACUGUUUGGCCAUAAUGACCAUUGUUAUGUUUGGAAGAAAAAGGGGGAUGCUUGCAAGCCGAAGAACACCAUCCCAACCGUGAAGCACCGGGGUGGCAGCAUCAUGCUGUGGGGGUGCUUUGCUGCAGGAGGGACUGGUGCACUUCACAAAAUAGAUGGCAUCAUGAGGAAGGAAAAUGAUGUGGAUAUAUUGAAGCAACAUCUCAAGACAUCAGUCAGGAAGUUAAAGCUUGGUCGCUAAUGGAUCUGCCAAAUGGACAAUGACCCCAAGCAUACUUCCAAAGUUGUGCCAAAAUGGCUUAAGGACAACAAAGUCAAGGUAUUGGAGUGGCCAUCACAAAGCCCUGACCUCUUUCCUAUAGAACAUUUGUGGGCAGAACUGAAAACGCGUGUGCGAGCAAGGAGGCCUACAAACCUGACUCAGUUACACCAGCUCUGUCAGGAGGAAUGGGCCAAAAUUCACCCAAUUUAUUGUGGGAAGCUUGUGGAAGGCUACCCUAAACGUUUGACCCAAGUUAAACAAUUUAAAGGCAAUGCUACCAAAUACUAAUUGAGUGUAUGUAAACUUCUGACCCACUGGGAAUGUGAUGAGAUAAAUAAAUAAAAGUCAUCAUUCUCUCUACUAUUAUUCUGACAUUUCACAUUCUUAAUAUAAAGUGGUGAUCCUAACUGACCUAAGACAGGGAAUUUGUACUAGGAUUAAAUGUCAGGAAUUGUGAAAAACUGAGUUUAAAUGUAUUUUUGGCUAAGGUGUAUGUAAACUUCCGACUUCAACUGUAGCUAUAUGUAUUGACUUUAUGAUUGCAGUCAUGUUUGUAUUAAGCUAGCCUAUAUGGAUUAAGCUUUGUUUUCAGCUAUAUGUGUUCGUUCUAUGGCAUCAGUCAGACUGAGUCACAUGUUCGAGGAAUGGGACUGGCUUUUGGUUACGGCCCUCCUCCUGAAUCUGAGCACUGUGUAGGCAAGUCUCUCUCUCCUCUGACCUCUCAUAAGUCUGAGGUGAAUUUGGAUAGCAGCCGGCCGUGGUGAAGGAAGGGAGGGUGACGAGAGGAAAGAGGAAAAGGAGGUCAGAGAGGAAAAUAGAAAGAAAAGCUCUCUGCAUUCAUUAUUCUGUUUUUCCUAAUUUUUUUUUUGGGGGGGGGGGCCUUCACAUUUUGGGGGCCUUCACAUUUCGUCUGAAGGUUUCAUCUCUUCAUUCCCCCACUCAGCCUCUCUCUCUCUGUGAAUACUGAUUUGAACUGAGUUUGAGUGGCUACUCCAAUCUGAACCUUUUCAUAGUCUGUAUUCAGCCUCAAUGACAUUAUCUGUGCAGUGAUCUGAUUCCAACACAAGACUCAUUAUUCGUACCGAGGCCAUUCGUUCAGAUGAGGAUUUCUAAUUACAGGAAACCGUACGCUAGGGCAGAAGAACCCAUUUAAAUGAGGCUUCUGGUUUAAUGAAUGCUACAUCCCAGAGUCCUCCUCUUAUACUGUCCAUAAACAGGUGUCCAUCCAUCUUCAUAUUGGUACUGUCCUCUAGUGUCCCCUAUCUGCUGCCUGUUCUAAAGUGUGUGUGUGUGUGUGUGUGUUGUGUGUGUGUGUGUGUGUGUGUGUGUGUGUAUUUGUGUAUUUGUGUGUGUGUGUGUGUGUGUGUGUGUGUGUGUGUGUGUGUGUGUGUGUGUGUGUGUGUGUGUAUUUGUGUGUGUGUGUUUGUGUGUGUGUGUUUGUGUGUGCUCUGCGUUAUAUGGGGUCCUUUUGGUUGUUUUUGCAUCCUUAGCCAUGACUCAGCACAAUUAUCCCUCUGCAGUGUAGUGACAGGCAGGGCUGAAGAGGGGGAGACUGAUGCUGUCUCUGGACAUCAGUGUUGCCUAAAGCUGUGUGUGUAUCUGUGCAUGUUUUAUAAAAACAAACAUUACAGCCAUUAUUCACACAAUUUUCCUUAAGUCAGCCCAUUACAUUGUUGCUCUACCCAGUCUAGUCAGCCCCAGUCCAGUCUAGUCAGCUCCAGUCUAGUCUAGUCUAGUCAGCUCCAGUCUAGUCAGCUCCAGUCUAGUCUAGUCAGCUCCAGUCUAGUCAGCUCCAGUCUAGUCUAGUCAGCUCCAGUCUAGUCAGAUCCAGUCUAGUCAAGUCAGCUCCAGUCUAGUCAGCUCCAGUCUAGUCUAGUCAGCUCCAGUCUAGUCUAGUCUAGUCAGCUCCAGUCUAGUCUAGUCAGCUCCAGUCUAGUCAGCUCCAGUCUAGUCUAGUCAGCUCCAGUCUAGUCAGCUCCAGUCUAGUCUAGUCAGCUCCAGUCUAGUCUAGUCAGCUCCAGUCUAGUCUAGUCAGCUCCAGUCUAGUCUAGUCAGCUCCAGUCUAGUCAGCUCCAGUCUAGUCAGCUCCAGUCUAGUCAGCUCCAGUCUAGUCCAGUCAGCUCUAGUCUAGUCUAUUCAGCCCCAGUCUAGUCUAGUCAGCUCCAGUCUAGUCUAGUCAGCUCCAGUCUAGUCUAGUCAGCUCCAGUCUAGUCUAGUCAGCUCCAGUCUAGUCUAGUCAGCUCCAGUCUAGUCUAGUCAGAUCCAGUAUAGUCUAGUCUAGUCAGCUCUAGUCUAGUCUAGUCAGCUCCAGUCUAGUCUAGUCAGCUCUAGUCUAGUCUAGUCUAGUCUAGUCAGCUCCAGUCUAGUCUAGUCAGAUCCAGUCUAGUCUAGUCAGCUCCAGUAUAGUCUAGUCUAGUCUAGUCAGCUCCAGUCUAGUCUAGUCAGCUCCAGUCUAGUCUAGUCUAGUCUAGUCAGCUCCAGUCUAGUCUAGUCAGCUCCAAUCUAGUCAGCUCCAGUCUAGUCUAGUCAGCUCCAGUCUAAUCUAGUCAGCUCCAGUCUAGUCUAGUCAGCUCCAGUCUAGUCUAGUCAGCUCCAGUCUAGUCUAGUCAGCUCCAGGGAGGGAUGGAUGGGAGGAGGAGGGUUGGAUGGGAGGGACGAGAGGGACGUCAGCGCUCUGCUGCGGCAUGAAGCAGAAACACUUUUCCAGCCUGUUCACUUUCAUUAUCCGCAGGCCCAUGAGUUUCUCUGUCUCUCUGUGUGUCAGUUGGCUUUUCAUAGCCAAGCAUUCAGAGGUCGAGAGAGGGAACCUAAGAUCGCACAGGACACCAGAUAAGACAGGAGAAUUACACCAGAUAUGACAGACUGACCCAGUUUUUUUGGGUUCUAGUCAAGAUUCUAGCAGCCGUAUUUAGCACUAGCUGAAGUUGUAUUUAUUGCCUUAUUCGGGUAACCGUAGAGCAUUGCAGUAAUCUAAUCUUGAAGUGACAAAGCAUGGAUUAGCUUUUCUGCAUCAUUUUUGGAUCAACAUUUUCAGAUUUUUGUAAUGUUACAAAGAUGGAAAAAGGCUGCUCUUAAAAUAAAUAAAAAUGUAUGUUCGUCAAAAGUGAUCAGGCUCCAGAGUAACGCUGAGGUCCUUCAGUUUAAUUUGAGACAUCAAUCGAGAUUCAUUGUCAGAUCCGACAGCAGAUUUGUUUAUUGGGACCUAGAGCUAGCAUCUCUGUUUUAUCUGAGUUUAAAAGUAAAACAUUUGCCACCAUCCACUUCCUUAUGUCUGAAACACAGGCUUCCAGGGUAGGCAAUUUUGGGGCUUCACCAUGUUUCAUUGAAAUGUACACCUGUGAGUCGUCUGCAUAGCAGUGAAAGUUGACAUUGUCUUUCUGAAUGACAUCACCAAGAGGUAGCAUAUAUAGUGAAAACAAUAGUGGUCCUAGAACAGAACCUUGAGGAACACUGUGGAUGGUUUGUCCUCCGACAAAUCAAUGGUAAGGUUCAGAGACGAACUGAUAUCUUUCUGACAGAUAAGAUCUAAACCAGGCAAGAACUUGUCCGCGUAGACCAAUUACGGUUUCCAAUCUCUCCAAAAAGAAUGUGGUGAUCGAUGGUGUCGAAAGCGACACUAAGGUCUAGGAGCACAAGGACAAGAGCAGAGCCUUGGUCUGAUGCCAAUAAAAGGUAAUUUACCACCUUCAUUAGUGCGGUCAUUAGAACGGGACAGCCGAGUACUGAAGCGUGUUUCGCGUAAAAAGCGUCUGUCCUCUAUUGCAACACUCACUACCGUGUUCCAAACUGCCUCUGGAAGCAACGUCAGCACAAUAACUGUUCGCCGGGAGCUUCAUGAAAUGGGUUUCCAAAGCCGAAAAGCCGCACGCAAGCCUAAGAUCACCAUGCGCAAUGCCAUGCGUCGGCUAUAGUGGUGUAAAGCUCGCCACCAUUAGACUCUGGAGCAGUGGAAACACGUUCUCUGGAGUGAUGAAUCACGCUUCACCAUCUGGCAGUCCGACGGAUGUAACUGGGUUUGGCGGAUGCCAGGCGAAUGCUACCUGCCCGAAUGCAUAGUGCCAACUGUAAAGUUUGGUGGAGGAGGAAUAAUGGUCUGGGGCUGUUUUUCAUGGUUUGGGCUAGGCCCCUUAGUUCCAGUGAAGGGAAAUCUUAAUGCUACAGCAUACAAUGACAUUCUAGAUGAUUCUGUGCUUCCAAUUUUGUGGCAACAGUUUGGGGAAGGCCUUUUCCUAUUUCAGCAUGACAAUUCCCCUGUGCACAAAGCGAGGUCCAUACAGAAAUGGUUUGUCAAGAUCGGUGUGGAAGAACUUGAGUGGCCUGCACAGAUCCCUGAUCUCAACCCCAUCAAACACCUUUGGGAUAAAUUGGAACUCCGGCUGUGAGCCAGGCCUAAUCGCCCAACAUCAAUGCCCUUACCUCUCUAAUGCUCUUGUGGCUGAAUGGAAGCAAGUCCCCGCAGCAAUGUUCCAAUAUCUAGCGAAAAGCCUUCCCAGAAGAGUGGAGGCUGUUCUAGCAGCAAAGGUGGGACCAACUCCAUAUUAAUGCCCGUGAUUUUGGAAUGAGAUGUUCGACGAGCAGGUGUCCACAUACAUUUGGUCAUGUAGUGUAUAUAAUUGAUCAUUACAGUAAGUGAGCAUUAAAUGGAAAGUGACUGAAGAACGCAAAAAGCAAUUUAUGCAGUUGCAAUUGAUGUACUUAGCUGGUCCCUAGUCAGCUACCUAAAUGGACCAGUCCAGAUGUUGCCUCCCUCCCUCCCUCCCUCCCUACUAUUGGCUGUGAGACAUGACAUAGCUGAAGUCAAACCCGGAAGUGAUAAUCCAACAAAUCAGUAGCUACAUCAACCCAAGCUACACGGGUUCUCGCAUCGUCUAAGCUAUUUGGCUUUGCUCUCAAACUGAACUCCUAGGAUACAUCCCAAAUGUCACCCUAUACCCUAUACCCUAUGGGCCCUGGUCAUAGUGCAGUAUAUAGGGAGAGGGUGCCAUUUGGGACACAGACCUGUUCCCCUGUUCCCCUACCGUUCUCCUGGUUCUAGGUUAUAUAAAGGGAGGGUAUUUUUAAGGUGAGGCGCUCCCGACUAGAGGACUUUUGUCACGUGGGGAUAAAUAAUGUAGACGUCUCUUAACGUGCGGUAGAGUCAGGGGAAUGGCACUGCACUGCACACACAGGACUGAAUAACCAUCUAACGUUACCCCUACGGUGUGUAUGCAGUAGCUACAAUACUGCAGUGAUGCAUCCAUUUUUCCUCCCUUUGGUGUCUGUCUGUGUGUCCUUGGUCAUAUCAUAAAUCAGUGUGAUUACCUACAAAGGCCGAGCCCCAGUGCACACUAAUAAGGGACACUUCCUCAUAGAACAUCACAUGUUGAACAUAGUGAACAUACGGUACUCGUAGCCUUUGGCUUGAAUACGGACACUGGUUCUUCCUGCAAUGUUAUUGGCUGUGGGGAGUUGUAAGAUUUGCCAUAGCAGUGUUCCUGUACUGAAAGAAAAAGAGAAACUAAAAUGAGUAUCAUAUGUAUGUGAGAUUUAAACAUACGUGACUGUCACACACAUCUGGAGGAUAGGACAUGUAUGGUGUUGUUGCAGCUGUUUUCCUUGGCACAGUUGGCUGUUUAUGAUGCGGUGUUCUUCCAGAGAAGAGUGCCACAGGGCCUCAGCUUAAUGGUACAGUCAAGCUGUUCUCUCCUCCCACACCAGAAAUCAGACUGGUGGCCCACACACACACACACACACACACACACACACACACACACACACACACACACACACACACACACACACACACACACACACACAAUAUAGUAAAUGCACGCAUCUAUGUACAAACACACAAUAUAAUGUACCCGCACACACUUGGGCUUAACUUAGCCUCUCACAUUCACAUUUAACUGUUUCAACCCUAUUAUUAUUCCUAAAGCAUUAUUCCAUUAUUACUAGCCCCUAUUCCACCACUAGCCCCUAUUCCACCACUAGCCCCUAUUCCACCACUAGCCCUUAUUCCACCACUAGCCCCUAUUCCACCACUAGCCCCUAUUCCACCACUAGCCCCUAUUCCACCACUAACCCUUAUUCCACCACUAGCCCCUAUUCGACUACAAGCCCUAUUCCACCACUAGCCCCACUACUAGCCCCUAUUCCACUACUAGCCCUAUUCCGCCACUAGCCCCACUACUAGCCCGUAUUCCACUACUAGCCCUAUUCCACCACUAGCCCCACUACUAGCCCGAAUUCUACUACUAGCCCUAUUCCACCACUAGCCCCACUACUAGCCCGUAUUCCACUACUAGCCCUAUUCCACCACUAGCCCCACUACUAGCCCGUAUUCCACUACUAGUCCCUAAUACACCAUCACUGACAAAGAUCCAUUCACACAAGCGAGGACACCUUUUAUUAUGUGUGCCAUGGUCCAUCUCUCACACAGCCUUGAACUAAAAAUAGAAAUGAAACAGGCAGUCAGUUUAGAGUUCAUUCACAAGUUAUUCUAAGCACAAGUGGAGGCUUUUAAAAAUUCAACAACUUUUCAUCUGUCUCUCUUUGAGAAGGAAAGGAUGGAUGCUCAGUGAUUGUUCCACUGCAGCAAAGGUCAGAGUCAGUCUGCCCCCGCCAACCCUCCCUCCCUCUCUCCAUCUCUCCCUCUCUCAAUCUGGGCACCCACACAAUGAUGUAGGAGCCUACGCAGGCAGGCAGCCCUAGGAAAACACACUGCCACCUCGAACAGAAAGUAACAAAUAGAUGAAAUGCAUUCCGGGAGCGAUUCAGAAAAAGAGAGAGGGGCGGAGAGAAGGAGGAGAGGGGAGACGCUAGACCAACGCACAGGCAGCCCGAAAAAUGGCUCAUUGGUGAUGUCACACUGCUGAAGCUGGCAUAGUCUGGCUUCCAUUGUCAUAAAGGAAGGAUUCUCUGGCACUACCAGUUAUCCUCUCUGCCCAUAACAGGACAUCAGGAAGGAUUCUCUGGCACUACCAGUUAUCCUCUCUGCCCAUAACAGGACAUCAGGAAGGAUUCUCUGGCACUACCAGUUAUCCUCUCUGCCCAUAACAGGACAUCAGGAAGGAUUCUCUGGCACUACCAGUUAUCCUCUCUGCCCAUAACAGGACAUCAGGAAGGAUUCUCUGGCACUACCAGUUAUCCUUUCUGCCCAUAACAGGACAUUGUUCAUCAUACUUGUCAUUCUGAUACACAAUUAAAUUCUCAAUUUCUGCUCUAUUUAAUUAAUUCCUCUCCUGCCGUCAGCAGUCGCAGUGUUCCCUUAUCCGCCCCUGUGGAGGAUGCACGCACGCACAUUUGGAGCGAUGGCUGUCCUCAUUAAAGCGCUUUAA